AUGAUAAAUGGUAGGAAAAACAGAAGCGUAAAAACAAAAAACUACAUUAUCAAUGUCAACUGCUACACGUGGAUCAACAACAGCCAUGGGCUGUUCGAUUAUGAAAGUGAAAAUUUUUACAAAAAAUGUUUUAAGAUAAAGUGCCUGUACAAUUACUACUACAUUUUAAAGGAUGACAUUAACGUGGAAAUUAAAAAUGAAGAGGAAAUAAACAAAAUUAUGCUGAAAAAUUCCAGCAUGAAAUUGAUAUGUAAAAUAAAGUAUAUAAAUAAUAAUUACCAGUUGAUACCCUGUAUUGAGAAUACGGGUGACGGGGGGGGGACUGCCCUCGCCCAGGCGCCCGGGGGCAGCGCUGUGCCCAACACUGACGGUAACGAGAAUGCAGGUGUGAGCGGGGUUAGCGGCGGUAUUGGCGGCGUCAGCAGUAACAACGCUGGUAACAACGGCGGCAACAACGCUGGUAACGGUGAUCGCGUGGAGGGCGAGCAUGGAGACGGCGCGGACAACUUCUGGGUCAUCGUCAAGUACCUGAAGAACAAAAGCUCCGUUCUGCACGAAGACGACAUCAUAAAACUGGGCAGAGUUAAACUGAAAAUAAAAAAAAUCAUCACCAAUGUGCAGCAGGAGAGGGAGUACAACAAAUCUUUGUCCCCCUUCGACGAUGACGAAUGUGAAACGGACGCCCCGGAAAUGGCUGCCCCGGGGGGUAGUGUCCAUGGAGUGCUUCACCGUGGGGGUAGUGGCCCAGGAGUGCUUCUCCACGGGGGGCCUACUGCCGGGAUGGAACAACACCCCACGGGGGGAAACGCCCCAACUGAUAAGAACACCAUCUCGAACAACUACGUUAGUGGAAGCAUCAACCCGCAUGUCUCCCUGCGAAGUAGCCAAAUGGAGGAGGACCAAAACGUCUGCAUUAACUGUGGCGCAGUCAGUAACGGGGUGGAGGAGAGCUACAACUUGUAUGAUGAUGUGGACGAGGGGGACGAAGUCAGCGAUGCGGUGGAGGGGAGCGAGCCGCCCAGAGAGGGGGAGAACUUCCCUGGGAGAAAUGCCAACUUAAACAGGGGUGAAGCGAACAGACCACAAGAGAGUGACAUCAAUUUAGCCUCCAACAAUUCCUACGUGGACGAUUUUUAUCUUUUUAAGGGAAACGCGCUGAAUGGGGAACUGAGUGGAGAGUGCCGCAAAGGAGGGAGAGACGCACAGAGUAAGAACGGGCAGAAUGAAGACGACGUAGCAGUGUUUAGUGAGUCCCCAUUUGGUGGGGUGUUAAGCCAGCCCUCAAAGGGGAAGACGCAGGGCGGAGGUGGUAGCCCCAUUGACCAGCACAGUAUGAAGUCACUACGUGCGAGGGAACAUGAAAGUGGUGCGACGAACCGAUUGGUGGAACCGAAGGCCAACUGCAGUGGUGCCAUAAGCCAAAUAAACGACGGCGGUGGGGGGACGAAUUGCAAGAGGGACAAACCGGAGGGGGAAGCAAACCAGACGAAGAAUACCUCGACAAACGAGAACGCAGCUUCGGCUAACUUAGAACAACCCCCCAUUGAUUCGCAUGGGGGGCACGCAAACUGCUCAGGGAGUAGCCCCAAUUUGGGGAACCUAUCAGGGGAAAUAAAUUCUCUACGUAGUAAAGCGAGUGGGAGUAAUGCCCCCUCUGGAAAUGCCGCUUCAGGAAAUGCCCCUUCAGGAAAUGCCGCUUCAGGAAAUGCCGCUUCAGGAAAUGCCCCUUCAGGAAAUGCCGCUUCAGGAAAUGCCCCUUCAGGAAAUGCCGCUUCAGGAGGAGUCCCCCCGAAUAGCAGCAGCAACGCCGUAAACUUCGCGGAGUGCACGAACGAGCUAGGAAGAAGUGGCAGCAACGAGGACUCAUUCAGAUUUAUGCGAAAGAGAACCACCUGUAUGAGCAUAUCCUGCACCAGCAGAGGGAAAAUCGCGUCGACAGCGGAUUACCAAACCAUCCAAUCGAAAGAUCUAACGCAGCAAAAUAAAAGUGAAGUGGGGACGCCCAGCAUGUACAACUGCAGAAUAUGUUUAUGCGAAUAUGAAAAUGAAAACAACCCGUUAAUAUCCCCAUGUAAAUGUAAAGGCUCUAUGAAGUACGUCCAUUUGAAUUGCAUAAGAACGUGGAUGAGGGGAAGAUUAAACGUGAGGAGUGAAUGCUCUUCCUACUCCUUCUUCUGGAAGCAACUAAAUUGUGAGUUGUGUAAAUUCCCCUACCCAACUUAUAUUUUUGCGCAGAACAGAUACUUGGAGCUGUAUGAAAUCCCCAAGCCAGACCUUCCCUACAUCAUCAUAGAAUUAAUGAAUGAUCGAAACAAGGGGUUUUACAUAGUCAGCUUGGCUAACACCAAAUGUGUUCGAAUGGGUAGAGGCCACGACACAGAUGUACGCGUAAAUGACAUCUCCGUUUCGAGGUUCCAUGCCAUGAUCAAAUUUUACAAUGGAAAUUUCUACAUAGAAGAUUGCAAAAGCAAAUUUGGAACCCUCAUUCAGAUAAGGAAGCCAGUUUUUUUUAACAUCAGACGAAAUAAAUUCAUCGCUUUGCAAAUCGGAAGAACGGUCAUGUAUGUUUAUAUGAAGAGGAAGAAUUGGAUUUUUCUUCCCAUCUGUUUGAAGCUCUCCAAAACGAAGGAUGAGGAUGUCAGCACGCUGGAUAACUUCUCCUCCAAGUUGAUGAUUGAUAAUAAUAUGCAGCUGGAAAACAGCAACUUUGAGUACAACCGAGAAGCGGAGGGGGAAGCAGACGCGGGAGCGGCUAAUUAUGAGCGUGCGGACGAGGCGGUGCAGGAUCAGGUGGUGGGCAACCCUGUGGUGGAAAAUCCCUUGGUGGAUAGCCGCAUGGUGGACACAGCUGGCGCAGUUGAUGCCGCCGUGGGGCCGGAGGACCUGAACGAAGCCGACACGCACAACAACAGCAGCGCGCAGGAGCUGAACCUGGACAGCACGGGCAGCAUCGAAAACGCCACGCCCAGCGCGCCCGCCGGUGCGCCGCGCAACCCCGACGACGCUGCGAAGGGUGGAGGCCCGUACGAGGGAAGCGGCGGGGGUAGCGGUGGUGGUAGCGGCGGUGGUAACAGCGCGGACAGCAGUGCCUCCCGGAACGUUAUGAAUGGAGGCGUCGCCCCCCGUUAUUAUUAA
Plasmodium vivax (malaria parasite P. vivax) is the source of this 3135-nucleotide messenger RNA. RefSeq lists its product as hypothetical. Lineage: Eukaryota; Apicomplexa; Aconoidasida; Haemosporida; Plasmodiidae. Bases 1 to 3135 code for a protein of 1044 amino acids. The record is from RefSeq and is a predicted model, not a curated record. The transcript has a single exon. Gene Ontology annotation, molecular function: protein binding; zinc ion binding.